CUAACUAACGAGGCAAGUGCCUGAGAUCACGACCAGCGCCGCACCAACUCGCGGGCUGCACCUGCCUCCGCCGCCUCCACUUCCGUUUUCCACCUACCGCUACUCACCCCAUCGCCCAAUCAGUGACAGUGACAGUGACAGUGACGGUGACGGUGAAGGUGAGCCAAGGACGUCGCCGCCCGGCAACGUACGGGACUCGGCAGCGGUGGCCAUACGAAGUUUACCGACACUUGGGUGCCCUGGCCCAGGGGGGAUCAACGGCCAAGCAAGCAGCGGGCAGAGCUGAACAGCAACGGGCUUCCAGCAAGAGACACUUGCUUCCUUCUUGCGCGAGCCGCGUGGUGAGGAAAGGAAUUUGAAAGUCAGCCGCCGCUGCCGUGCUGCCUGCCUCCCCCACGGUAAGGAAGGCGCUCGAGGGACGGUGAGUGAGCACUUCGUCGGUGCCCGGUACUUCAUACUUCACUUUGCCCCCAGGAGGUACUGGGUCCAAAGUCGAGUCGUGUCGCCAUCCAACAGCGUCAAUCGGGCUCCGCCUCAGGCAGGGCAAACCAGACAAGCCAAAGAAAGAAGCAAAGCAACAGGAUCGGGUCGUCGUCGCAGGUCGCCAUCAAGACACGGCCGCGUUGCACGACUUCUUGAGCAUCUGCGAUCCCGCCAACACGGACGGAUCCCCACAGCCCGCCCUCACUCACGCACUCACGCACUACCUGCAGUGCUCUGCUGCAGCCGCAGGCAUCCCGCCGGCGCGCCCGUCAUCCAUCGUCUUCUCCACGCGGCCUGGCAUACUGCAUCACCGCCAAAGGCGAAGCAGAGAGGCCUCGCCGAGACCGCCACUCGCUGCAGUACCUUGUUGUACCACGGCGACCACCAGGUGGAACGUCUGCAAGCCCGCCUUCUCCAUUCUUCGCGCGAAGGCUCGCUUCUUCCCGCCUUGCUCUAGGCUGUGCUCUCCUGCACGUGCUCCUCGCCGCCCAGCUCUUCUUGCCCGACGUCCUCGAGCCGGAUCUUUUCCCUUGCAAUUCUUUCAUCCAGUCUUCUUCGUUUGCUUUGAUCCUGCAAAAUCUGCCUUCGUUGCGUGCAUAGCGGUCCCUCCAUCUAAGUGCAACUGCCUUGGACUUCGCCAAUUCGUCUUGAGCGACCUCGUCGACAUCACCGCCCACUUCGCCUCGAGCCCAACCCCAGAAACGCCUGGCACUCUCUUCUACCCUGCCCAACCCUCCAUAGACCGCUUCGGCGCGCCCACAUACCAGCCCGCUCGCUGCCUUUACUGCCGCCGCCGCCGCCGCCACUACAAGACGCCUUGCAUGGAUCUCGCACCAAACAGGCCUUCGGCACCUCUGCCAGUGCUCUACUACAUCUACCCGGCUGUCGUUUUCCUCUACUUUCUGGGCUCAUCACUCGCCUCGGCCUGCACCCUUCAGCGUCUCAAGGAGGGCAAGGAUGGCAAGCCCGAGCGACCCUGCCGACGUGUCGUCUUGAGUCUUCUGGGCAUAUUUGUCUUCACCUACGUCGCUCAGCUCGCCGUGCUCAUAACGACUUCGGUCAGAGGUCAGCAGUGGCCACCAGAUGACUGCUUAGUCGUGGGCUGCCUGUCCUGCCUUCUCAUCUUCGGCAUUCAGCUCACCUGUCUCUGCGACUUGAACGGUGCGCUGGGAUACCAAUUCCAGGGUUCCUGGUUGUUGGCAUUGGCUUUUGAAUCUGUCAUUGGCGGUUUUGUCCUUGCGAGAGUCUGCCGCUCAGACGACCCUACCACAAGCAGCUAUGAAGUGGCCGAAUUGUCUCUCAACGCGGUGAGGAUCGCAUCACUGCUUGCACUCGUCAUUUGGCCUCUUGUAGCGUCCUUGGCGCGUCCGUCGUCCCAUGGAAGCGAUGAAGAGCACCAGUCACUUCUUCCAAAGACUGCGGCAACUGACCAGUCGUCCGGGACUACCAACGCGGGCAAUUAUGGAGCCACAGCCAACUCUGAUGAGUCGUCAGAAAACACGGCCGAGUUUAGGUGGGAGAGGCGCGAAAGAGAAGCUCGUGAAGCCAUGGAAAAGAGGCUGAAGGAGGGAGGCAAUUGGUUUGAGUAUGCCAAGGGCUUCAUGAUUUUCUUCCCCUAUGUCUGGCCCGUCAAUAGCUCUCCACUCCAACUCCGUGCAGCGGCAGUCGUCCUCUGUCUCUUCGCCUCCAAUGCACUGCACCUUCUUAUACCUCGACAAACUGGAAUCAUCAUGGACAGCCUUAGCGGUGCGAACCAGUCGAACCCGUGGAUUGCCGUCGUCUUCUUUGCGAUUUUGCGACUUGCCGCCUCGGAAUCGGGCAUUGAGCUCCUUCGCCAAUGGUUAUGGAUCCCAGUCAAGUACUACGCCCACGACAACAUCACUCGCGCGGCAUAUUCACACAUGAUGCAUUUAUCCGCCGACUUUCAUGACUCAAAAAGCUCAUCCGAGAUGAUGAUGGCCAUAUAUGGCGGAGCAGCUGUGUCUAACGUUGUGGAGAGCGUCCUGCUCCAGGCCCUGCCUAUGCUCAUUGACAUGGGUGUGGCUGUCGUCUAUCUUUCAGUCACAUUUGGCCCGUACGAAGGCCUCAUCACCGUUGCGACUGGCACUAUUUUCUUCGUCAUGGCCGGCCGCUUGGUUGCCGAGUCCAAGGCCGCAAGCCGCAAGAGGGUCAACGCAUUGUACCAGGAGCAUUAUGUUCGACAAUCUGGUCUUCUUGGAUGGCAGACUGUCAGCGCGUUCAAUCAGAUUGGCUAUGAAGACAACCGACACGCGAACGCUGUCACAAAUCGCUGGCUCAGUGAGCAACGCUACGUCAUGAGCUGGUACAUCUCGAUUGCCUUUCAAACCAUGGUGCUCACAUCUGGUCUACUAGUGAGCGCCUUCCUGGCUGUGUCAAGGAUUCAGAGCGGGCGCGCGACCUCUGGCCAAUUUGCGAUGCUUUUGAUGUACUGGUCGCAGCUUACUUCCCCACUUCAAUUCUUUGCCAAGCUUGGGAAGAGCAUGAGCGACGACUUUAUCGAUGCGGAGCGGCUGUUGGAUGUUAUGAAAACGAAGCCGACGGUGGAGAACAAGAAAGGGGCGCGGCCCCUCAAGUUUGUCUCCGGCAAUGUUGAGUUCGAGAAUGUUUGCUUCAGCUACGACGGCCGUAAAGGGACUAUCAAAGGCAUUAGCUUAAGUGUCCCAGCAGGGGAGACGGUAGCUUUUGUUGGGGCGACCGGCGCUGGCAAGUCUACGUUAUUGAAGCUACUUGACAGAUUCUACGAUGUCUCGGAGGGUUCCAUUCGCAUCGACGGCCAAGACGUGCGCGAUGUGGAUCUAUUCAGUCUCCGCGACAGAAUCGGCAUCGUGCCCCAGAACCCGAUUCUCUUUGACGACACCAUCAUGAACAACGUCCGAUACGGACGAAUAACUGCCAGCGACGAGGAAGUGUUUGAAGCCUGUCAGGCUGCCUGUAUACAUGAUAAGAUCAUAGGCUUCACCAACGGGUACGAGACUCGCGUUGGCGAGCGCGGUGUGAAGCUAUCCGGCGGCGAGCUACAGCGCGUUGCGAUCGCAAGAGCUAUUCUGAAGAAGCCAGAUAUUGUGCUCCUGGACGAAGCUACCAGUGCAGUGGACACCGAUACCGAACAGCAAAUACAGGAGUCGUUCAAGAGCCUUUGUCAAGGGCGCACAACUUUUAUUGUGGCGCACCGGCUGUCAACAAUUAUGAAUGCAGAUCGGAUCGUGGUCAUCGAACAUGGGGAGCUCAUCGAGAAAGGCAGCCACCACAAGCUUAUCGCCAAAAAGGGGCGAUAUGCGGACUUGUGGUCAAAGCAAGUGUUUCUCCGGCCUCGCGACAAGACUCAGGAUGUCGUUGAGAUUGUCGACGACCGACAGGAACUCACUGAUGAUGUGUCAUCUGAGCAAACUGCAGCUGAUCCUGACCGAUGUGGAACCACUGAUAGCGACAGUGAGAUGUUCUGCACGGAAAUUGAGCAUACGGCUGAGAAUGCCGAGUCUACAAGCCAGGCAAAAGAAGGCUCUAAGCUCAACCCCGUCGCCCCGGAAUUCACUCCCCGGGCCUUGACUUCACCAAGAAAGGGAGAUGCGCAUGACUGCGCUUCGAGCAAUAACCACAGCACCACCUCUGACGAUUCAAUUGUCCCCGAGAGCUCUGUCCAUGGCCAGUGGUCAGACGAAAUUGAAAGCUGCGAGCCUGCAAACAUCCCGAAUACCCCUUGCAAUGCCGCGGCCAACGUAGCCGAACCUACACAGGAAUUAGACGAGCCGUUUGUAUCAUCUGGGAAAACACCUCGUGUAUCCACGAGUGCCACUAGUCCGGCAACGCAGACGGCAGGAUGUUCCGAUAAGAACAAAGCCGCCAAUGACGGCGCAUCUCCCGAAGCCUAGAAAGCCUCAGGAAUGCACGGGAAGCGCGAGUCAGAGUGUGCUCUUGACACUACCUUGAAACAUCCGCGGUAUUCAAGACGUAUUCAAUCCAAAAGUGAACCCUCUCAGGCUGCUGCAUCAGAGACUUAUCCAAUGCCUGCCGUACCCGCUAGGUCCGUUAGGCUAGAAGACUUCCAAGACACAUCGGUAUGACCACGUUUCCAAGGGCAUACGGCUAGGCUAAUGACUUCCUUAAAGCGUCGCGUGUCCGCUCCAUCGGUGCAACCCCAGGUGCAGCAAUCUCAUAUACCAAGGCCGACCAGCCGUGGUUCGACUGUGUUGCGACAGAUCGCUGCCCCACAAUCCAACUCGCACUUCGACGAGCCAUCUAGAACAAUGAAAGAAACAGACACUACAGACACUGUAAUGUCAGAGACCCCUGGCGGGGAGGAGACCGAGCGACGACGAAGACUCGUCGUGGCCACCACCGCGACAGCUUCGGGAAGAACGUAUCGGCCUGGGAGACGAGGCCGAGGUUCCUGGACUCGGGGUCGUCGUGCUCGAGGUGGCACCCGCACUGAGGCGACGGAGAACCAGCAUGUGUAGGGGAGGGUGAUGGUGAUAUCUUUACGCGGGUGGCGGGUCCACACGUGGGCUCCAUUCUCAGCUUACAUUGUACAGUAUGUAUUGGCCGGGAUGAGAUGUUUGAGUGUUAUUCGCCAAGCAGACUUGUCGUGGCAAUGUUUGAGGACUAUGCCUCAUGAAGACAUGUAUCUCUACACUCACUUGAUGAACCAUGGUCAUGACAGCUCGGGCCACGAGGCCUUGAAAGGCGCUUUGGGACAUCGGGGGUAUUUUAGCGACAAGACUAUUCCUGCAACAGUUCAGUCGCUCUUUGUUAAGGUAUCUAUCUGUACGGGAAGAUAUACGCCAGGUGUCUGCAUGUCGGG
Molecule: messenger RNA, 5302 nt
Organism: Purpureocillium takamizusanense
Lineage: Eukaryota; Fungi; Ascomycota; Sordariomycetes; Hypocreales; Ophiocordycipitaceae
Exons: 9
Coding region: 1305-4373 (1022 amino acids)
Biological process (GO): transmembrane transport
Cellular component (GO): membrane
Molecular function (GO): ATP hydrolysis activity; ABC-type transporter activity; ATP binding
Source: RefSeq, a predicted model, not a curated record